Molecule: messenger RNA, 982 nt
Organism: Boeremia exigua
Lineage: Eukaryota; Fungi; Ascomycota; Dothideomycetes; Pleosporales; Didymellaceae
Exons: 2
Coding region: 299-901 (200 amino acids)
Source: RefSeq, a predicted model, not a curated record
UUAUGUGACAGAGAAGAGGUCCGUGUCCCACAUCACGUGGAUGUAGCUGUCAGUCAGGCGCCAGCCUCGUUAUUCACGCAUGGUGAAGUGAAGGUCCCCUACAUCGACGCGACAAACGGCCACAACCUAACAUGAUUGGACGCUAAGUCUCUCCGCCCCACUCUCUAUUGCUGGAACCUUCAGUACCUUGUCGGGGUUUCUUGCUCUUACUUGCUUCCAUCGCAAACGCAAAACUCACCCGAAAACCUUUCUCUACCUUUCGUUGACUCCCAUUUCAACCAAGUUGCACGUUGUAAUCAUGGAUCCAACUGAAGGGCUGAGAAAUCAGAUUGAGCAGCUAGAAGGGAGGAUAGAAGCUGGCACGGCGGCAUUCUUCGAUCUGAAAGCGCAAAAUGACGAGCUAAGACGGAGGCUCUCUCUCUAUGAGUGUGGGGACAACUCCAACACUGGCGGCACAACACUACAGUUCAACAGUUGCACCUUUGUCGGUGUUCGCAGCCCGUUCGACCCAGACCCACGAACGCUCCGUCCACCUUCACUGGCUCCUGCACUGCACUUGGAUCAGGCCGAAGAUGCGCCAUCGUCACUAGUCAUCACCAACCUUGUUCAUCGUUCCAGAAGUACGAACAAGUCUUUAAGAACAAAGCAUGUCAAAGAGGGAGUCAACAAAGCCGGCAGGAGCACUAAAAGAAGCCAGAACACGAAGCCCGUCGAAUGCACCGGUGAUGAUCUUGAUAUCAGACCGCCUCUGUAUAGACAGUGGUGUUCUCGAGCGCAGUCUCAUGAGUGGUGUGAUCGCGUUCGCUGCAGAUUUCUCCAUGAGGAUCAGGUGAAGCGUUUCGAGGCGCUGAUUCCAACUCUGUUCUUCGACCCAGCAGAGGCACGCGCGGCAAGUUCCUAGACGCUCAUAAUUUGAAGGUUUUGCCACUUGGAGCAAAAUCAGAUUGGUCUGCCGGUCUGAUGCAGGUCUUCUAUGAAUGGG